Echinops telfairi (small Madagascar hedgehog) is the source of this 2497-nucleotide messenger RNA. It is a transcript of the gene CRMP1, whose product is annotated as collapsin response mediator protein 1. Gene Ontology annotation, cellular component: cytoplasm; cytosol. The record is from RefSeq and is a predicted model, not a curated record. Bases 64 to 1680 code for a protein of 538 amino acids. Gene Ontology annotation, molecular function: hydrolase activity, acting on carbon-nitrogen (but not peptide) bonds, in cyclic amides. NCBI's taxonomy places the organism in Eukaryota, Metazoa, Chordata, Mammalia, Afrosoricida, Tenrecidae. The transcript is spliced from 13 exons.
AGCGACCAGCUGCUCAUCAAGGGAGGCCGCAUCAUCAAUGACGACCAGUCCUUCUACGCAGACAUGCACCUGGAGGGCGGGAUCAUCAAACAAAUCGGGGAGAAUUUGGUUGUUCCUGGUGGCGUGAAGGUCAUCGAGGCCAACGGACGGAUGGUCAUCCCUGGAGGCAUUGACGUCAACACCUACCUGCAGAAGCCCUCGCAGGGCAUGACUGCUGCCGACGACUUCUUCCAGGGCACCCGGGCAGCCCUGGCGGGCGGGACCACCAUGAUCAUUGACCAUGUCGUCCCUGAGCCUGGGUCCAGCCUGCUGGCCUCCUUUGAGAAGUGGCAUGAGGCAGCAGACACCAAGUCCUGCUGCGACUACUCACUGCAUGUGGACAUUACCAGCUGGCACGAUGGCAUUCGGGAGGAGCUGGAAGUGCUGGUGCAGGACAAAGGCAUCAAUUCCUUCCAAGUCUACAUGGCCUACAAGGACCUCUACCAAAUGUCUGAUAGCCAGCUCUACGAAGCCUUCACCUUUCUGAAGGGGCUGGGAGCUGUGAUCCUGGUGCACGCAGAAAACGGGGACUUGAUUGUUCAGGGACAGAAGCGGAUCUUGGAGUUGGGCAUCACUGGUCCUGAGGGCCAUGCUCUGAGCCGACCUGAAGGGGUGGAGGCUGAGGCUGUGUUCCGGGCCAUCACCAUCGCCGGCCGCGUCAACUGCCCCGUGUACAUCACCAAGGUGAUGAGCAAAGGGGCUGCCGAUGUCAUUGCUCUGGCCAGGAAGAAAGGCCCUCUUGUCUUCGGCGAGCCCAUCGCCGCCAGCCUGGGCACUGACGGGACCAGCUACUGGAGCAAGAACUGGGCUAAGGCGGCCGCCUUUGUGACCGCACCACCCCUGAGCCCGGACCCUACCACGCCCGACCACCUCACCUCUCUGCUGGCCUGCGGUGACCUGCAGGUGACGGGCAGUGGCCACUGCCCCUACAGCACCGCCCAGAAGGCCGUGGGCAAGGACAAUUUCACACUGAUUCCGGAGGGCGUCAAUGGGGUCGAGGAGCGCAUGGCCAUCGUCUGGGACAAGGCGGUGGCCUCCGGCAAGAUGGACGAGAACCAGUUUGUGGCCGUCACUAGCACCAACGCAGCCAAGAUCUUCAACGUGUACCCCCGGAAGGGGCGGCUGGCUGUGGGCUCGGAUGCCGAUGUGGUCAUCUGGGACCCAGACCGAGCCAAGACCAUCACUGCCAAGAGCCACAAGUCGGCCGUAGAGUACAACAUCUUCGAGGGCAUGGAGUGCCGCGGCUCCCCGCUGGUAGUCAUCAGCCAGGGCAAGAUCGUCUUCCAGGACGGUAGCCUGAGCGUGAGCAAGGGCCUGGGCCGCUUCAUCCCCCGGAAGCCUUUCCCUGAACACCUGUACCAACGCGUCAAGAUCAGGAGCAAGGUGCACGGGCUGCAUGGUGUCUCAAGAGGCAUGUAUGACGGCCCCGUGUACGAGGUGCCGGCCACACCCAAAUAUGCAACCCCCGCGCCGUCCGCCAAGUGCUCGCCUUCCAAGCACCAGCCCCCACCUAUCAGGAACCUGCACCAGUCCAACUUCAGCCUGUCAGGCGCCCAGACCGAUGACCACAACCCCCGGCGCACGGGCCACCGCAUCGUGGCGCCUCCCGGCGGCCGCUCCAACAUCACGAGCCUCGGCUGAGGGUGGCGAAGAGCCUGGGCUGAGCGGGCCCCCACCUGCCGCGUCGCCGCGUGGCGCGCAGGAGCACAGCCAUGUUUCCUGCCGUGAGGAAAAAGCGGUACUAGUGUGGUGUGUUUGCUUGGAAAUGCCUUGUCCUGUGUUCACACAGACUCACCUCAGAGCAUGGUGCCCACGUCCCUCUAGUGACCCCGGGUGGCCCCGUCUUGUUCUCCCCCCCACUGCCCCAUGGCUCCACGAUUCUCUGAGCAGUGUGCCCUGUACCCCGUAGCUGUUGUAGAGUAGUCGAUGCAUGUCCCUGAACUGUGAAUGCCCGUCUUUGAGCGUGUCUGACUCCACACACGGAGGACAAUGUGGACAUGGUGCCAAGACCUCACCCCCACCCGGGGCAUCCCCAAGCCCUGACACAAAGCUGUUUACUUGCUGCCCCACCCCACGUGGACCCCAGGAAGAGACCCUCCACCAGCUCCCCCUGGGGUCACCUGGGAGCCCUCAGGAAGGUGGGGGCCGUCGGCUGGCUGCCUCGCUGUCCUACCACUCAGUCCAUGUGUCCUUCAGCCAGCCUUGCACCCGCUGAGCCAGACUCCCCCAGAGCCAUCUCCCACCUUGUUCAAGGCUGCUAGGGGGAGGGGUGCCCCUGGCAGUCCAAGGCCUGGCCCCUCUGGGGCAGUGGGCAGGACAGCCUGGUUUUUAAAGUUUUGUACAAAGUUUUUCUUUGUAACCACCACCCCAUCCCCAUUUUUACUUGACAACCGACUUGUUGUGGCUCUUGUUUCUGAACUCAAAGCUUGUUGAAAUAAAGAAAACCAUUGCUCUCAGA